Molecule: messenger RNA, 1407 nt
Organism: Seriola dumerili (greater amberjack)
Lineage: Eukaryota; Metazoa; Chordata; Actinopteri; Carangiformes; Carangidae
Gene: sla2a
Product: src-like-adapter 2
Exons: 8
Coding region: 174-944 (256 amino acids)
Molecular function (GO): protein binding
Source: RefSeq, a predicted model, not a curated record
AGGAAGCCUCAUCUCCUCAGGCAGAUGAUCAUUUGUCAUCAAGACGACUUGUAGUUUACUAGUUGCUCCGAGAAGGAUCUAGCCCUUUAUUUUUGGAGAAUAUAAUUUCUGUGCAAACAUUUUUGAUACAGAAACUGAAGGAGCCAUUUCAAGUCUGCAAGAAGCCAAAGAACAUGGGAACCUGCCCCAUCAGAUGUCAAUCAAACCUAGCAAUCCUUGAAAAUCCACCUGAACAUGCAUCAACAGCCACAAUGGAAAGCAUUAUUGUAUCCCUCUAUAACUACCCAUCCUUUGGUCACAGAGAAGUGACCAUGCACAUUGGGGAAAGGCUCACCAUCGUAUCAGACGAUGGGGAUUUUCUGAUGGUGAGAUCCACAACCACAGGACAUGAGAGCUACAUUCCCACCAGCUACACCGCCAAGGUGACACACAGGUGGCUUUUCACAGGCAUCAGCAGGUACAAAGCAGUGGAGCUGCUCAUGCAGCCCAAUAACCAGAGUGGAUCCUUCUUGAUCCGAGAGUCAGAGACAAACAGAGAUUGUUACUCGCUGUCUGUCCUGAGGAAAAAUAACUCCUUGUACCAAGACUGUGUGAAGCACUACCGCAUCUCUCACCUCCAAAAUGGCUGGGUCUACAUAUCUCCAGGAAUCACCUUCCCCUCCCUGCAUCACCUGGUGGAACACUAUUCAGAGUUUGCAGAUGGAUUGUCCGGUCGGCUGACAACGCCUUGCUUCAUCGACGGUUUAGAUAAUGCAAGAGAGGCCAGGCCUGUGCCCACAGCCAUCAGGAGGCCUACUAUCAACUGGAAGGACAUAAGCAGGUCGGUGAUCUUCAGGAGGAAGAGAACAGAGUCGGACAACUCUCUGGUGAGCGAGGGGCUGAGGGAAGCCAUCAGCUCUUACCUGCAAAUGACAGAGGGCAACGAUCACAGCUGGGACACUUGAGGAAAGACAGUGGAUCAGUGUGAAAGAAUGAAGUCAGACGGAUGGAGAGCAGUCAAAUACUGACCUGACUCAUCUGCAUUUUGGGCAAGCCAAUUGAAGAGGUCGUCUGUACGCCCAAAUGUAGUCUUCCUACACUGCCCUGUAGUGGCAGGAGAAAUGAGACACUACAAUGCUUGGGGUUGUGACAUACUGUAUGUCAGCAAGAGACUGUUUUCUGUGUUCAAAGUGACACACAGUGGAUAUGUGAGCUGAAAAUUAAAAGACAGUGAGACAUUUGUUCUCAUUUGUUUUCAAACAUUGAAUGUAUUCAUUUACAACCUAAUUUGUACAUGCUGUUUGAAUGUAAUGUUGUAUGUUAAUAUUACUGUAAUAUGAUUGUUAUCAUUGGUAUGUUAUUGGAAUCCAAUAAAAUACGUCAGAUAUGUGAUGAAUGAGCAACACAUAAAACCACCUAAAAACGAGA